Schizophyllum commune H4-8 is the source of this 591-nucleotide messenger RNA. RefSeq lists its product as uncharacterized. Lineage: Eukaryota; Fungi; Basidiomycota; Agaricomycetes; Agaricales; Schizophyllaceae. Bases 24 to 476 code for a protein of 150 amino acids. The transcript is spliced from 2 exons. The record is from RefSeq and is a predicted model, not a curated record.
CAGCGACGCCACACCUGGCAGCCAUGCUCAUCGUCUUCAGAGGUCUCUCACAUCGUCUGCGCGUUCUGAGCGCCGCAUCCGCCGCCAUCGCGCUCCUCUCCUUCGGCUCCAGCCACACGAUCCAGAGCCUCGUCGUCGCCGCCGUGACGAUCCUCUACCACAUCAUCGUCUACUCCUACGAGAUGCGCGCGCACCAAACCGAGGGCGGCCUCGCGCGCGAAUACACCAGUUACUCCGCGUACCCUGCGAUCGCCGGCGCAGGCAUGUUGUUCCUGGGGUGGCUGCUGGAUACCAUUGCCCUGAUCAUCGGCAUGGUUAUAUCCCUGGCCUUCAUCCACUUCAACGUUAUGCAAAUUAUCAACUUGAUCCUGGAGGUCGGCCAGGUCUUCGUGUUGGGUGCAAUACUGCAGACGGCGGUGUAUGAGAGGCGACAUGGCGCGCCUGGAGCUGUCUCUUUGGGAAGUGACGCGGCAUAGUCGCGGGAGAGGGAAGGUGCUAGAGGGAACGUUCGAUAUCUAUUCGACCUGAUCACGCUCAUCAUAUCUGUACAUCUAAUCCAGAAUUUGACCGACUGCACGUUAAAGUGUCACU